Messenger RNA from Fusarium sp. VM40, 462 nucleotides. NCBI's taxonomy places the organism in Eukaryota, Fungi, Ascomycota, Sordariomycetes, Hypocreales, Nectriaceae. The record is from the annotation of a GenBank genome assembly.
AUGCUCUUCACCAAGGUCGCCAUCCUCGCUUCCGCCGGCCUCGUCGCCGCUGAGGCCGCCGCUGCCCCUGAGAUCACCGCCCCCGCCGUCCUCCGCCGCGACCUCCCCGACGACAUCAAGUCCUGGGUCGAGAGCAAGGCCAGCGGUGCCAACCCCGAGAACUGGAUCAAGAGCCACGCCUCCGAAGCCUACGAGUGGGCCUCCAGCAAGGGCGGCGAUGCCAAGACCUGGGCCGAACAGGCCACCGAAAUCAAGGAGAAGUACAGCACCGCUGUCAACGCCGCUGAGUCCAAGGUCGACGCUGCCAAGUCCAAGGCCAGUGACGCUCUCGACGAUGCCAAGGCCAGCGCUUCUGCUGCCGCGGACGGCGACAACGCUGCUGUCACCCUCGGUAGCCAGGCCGGUGUUGUCGCCAUGAUGGCUGCCCUCGGCGCCACUGCCUUCGGCUUCCUUCUUAUCUAA